CGUUCCCUUCGACUUGGUGUCUCUUUCUAACGCACCGAAAACAUGCGCGAGCGAGAAAACAUCGCCAGCGAAAAAUACAUCGCGCAAUCAGCGUAUACCGAACCGUACCGCAGGAGGGCCUCUCGUGAGCAUAACAAUUUUUUCAUUUUCAUUUCGAUGUAAUCCAACGGUCGGACCGGUGUGCCGUGCGAGACGCUCUAGCGUUUGUGUUUCCAAAUUUUUAUCGUGUGAGUAAGGUGACGUGAUGAUAAAUAUUGUGUUUGUAUGAUUGAUUUUUUUUUUGUGGUUGUUGCUCGCUUCACCGUGCUCUUGUUGGGGAUUAUGUUCUUUGCUGGUCAGAAAUAGCGUGAAAUAGAGAAGUUAUGGUUGCAGUGCGCCAAAUGCUGUAGCCGAUUUGUGUGUCUAAAUAGGUGUUCUGUUUUUUUUUUCGUUUUUUUGCUCGAUGGCGGAACCAUUUUUUACCGCUUUUGUUCGCUAAAACUGUGCCGAGAUGGUGGAGCCUACUCUACUGGUACGAGUUCUUAACCCGAUCGAACGUGAUACGUGAGCUGUGUGAGCGAGGGAUUCACAAAGUGCGUGACAGUUUUAUCUCACUUCGAUUAAAAAGCGCUAGCCGAGAACAACCAGCAAACCAAAAAAAAAACACAUUAAAAACUUAAAAAAUAGCAGUAGCACCAGCAAACACACAUGGUUUUUGGGAGUCUCUUGAAGAACAACAAAGGCAACACACAAAAAAUAUACAACUUCAGGUAGAGGAAUCGUCGUACCUCAGUAUAAGCGCUUCUUGCAGUGCUGCGUGCAGUGAAACGAUUUUGUGUUUCGGCGUGUGCGUGCGUGUGUGUGUGCGUGUGCGUACAAGUGUCAUUUUUAUCCAUCCGUGGGACAAAUUGGGAAGAGAAGCGAAAAACAAAACGCCAAAAACCCGGACCACAAAGAACGAAAAUCGUAAAGGGUUUUUUUUUUGUUUUGACAAGACACCACAGAGACAGGAGUCAUCCAGCCGACACACCACCCGCCAAGAACCGUACGGAAGGAUAACAGGAAGGCAAACAAACAUUCGUGGAGUGAAGCCGCGGGUUCGGCUCGUGUGUAUGUGACAUGUGACGUGAACCUGAGACAUAUCGGCACAACAGUCAAUGCACAACAAGCCAUUCCCAGCCGGUUCAGGGGGAGACACAUGCGAAAAGCAAAACAAACGCAAUUUCCCGUACGUCUGCUAGAACUUUGGAAGUUUUUUGGAAAGGAAGUUGUCCCCAUGUGCCGCAAACUGUUGUCGGGUUGUAGUGCAGUUCCGUGAACCGUAGUGCGUGUGUGACUGUGUUGUGAUCUCUCCGGUGAUCAGUGUGAUCAGUGUGCGCGAGUGUUCUGCGGAAGGUACUUUUGGUUGGGCCGGAAGAAGCGUUCGUUCACCAAUUGCAGACGGCCGGACGGACACGUCCCGUGCGAUUUUCAACAUCACGGACCCACGCAACGGCUCCAAGAUUCUCUCACUACAGCAUCCGUAUCACCAUCAUCACCAUCCGAACGCCGGUAGCACGCUGGAGGGCAGAACGAUCGAGUACCGGCCCGGUGGCGGGCUGGACUACCACAACUCUCCGCUGAUGGCGGAGAUACCGACCGGUGACUACAGCCACAUCCACCGAUCGAUCGAUCAGCUGCGAUCGAUGAACGAGCGGGGCGUGCUGGGACAGCUGAACGCACUGCAGCAUGCAGCGGCUGCCGUUGGCAAUGGAACCGACCUUCGAUCGGCACUGGUACACGACUACAAACCGUACAUUAGUGAUCUGCGCGCGAAUGCCGCGAACGAUCGGUUGAUCGACUAUGCCGUCGUACAAAAGCACCACCACCAUCAUCAACAGCAGCAGCAACAGCAGCAGCAGCAGCAACAUCAGCAACAUCAGCAGCAGCAGCUUCCUCACCAACAGCAGCAACAGCAGCAAGCACAGCAACAUCAUCAGCACGGUCCUCCACACCUGCUGGAUGAUCGAACAGGCAACAAUAAUAAUAACAACAACAACCAUGAAACAGAUCUGCGCAUGGUGGAGGAUCACAAACCGCCACACUACAGUGCCCCGUCCACACCUCCCACACCGCUGGCGAUCGUCGAGACGCAGAUGGCAGAACCCGUGAAGAGAUAUGGAAAAGGUCGCAAAAAGAUCUUCUCCGCCAAGGCGAACCUGGAUCUGCACGGUGGGACGCUCCAGAUGCGCGAAACCAAACCGUACAAAUGCACCCAGUGCACGAAGUCGUUCGCCAACUCGAGCUACCUGUCGCAGCACACGCGGAUACACCUCGGCAUCAAGCCGUACCGGUGCGAGAUCUGUCAGCGCAAGUUCACGCAACUGUCGCACCUGCAGCAGCACAUCCGGACGCACACCGGCGACAAACCGUACAAGUGUCGACAUCCCGGCUGCCCGAAAGCGUUCUCCCAGCUCUCCAACCUGCAGUCCCACUCGCGGUGCCAUCAGACGGACAAACCGUUCAAGUGUAACUCGUGCUACAAAUGCUUCACCGACGAGGCCUCGCUGCUGGAGCACAUCCCGAAGCACAAGGAUUCGAAGCACCUGAAGACGCACAUCUGCCAGCUGUGCGGUAAAUCGUACACGCAGGAAACCUACCUGGCCAAGCACAUGCAGAAGCACGCGGAAAAGGAAGAGAAGCGUCGCAACCGGGCGGCUGGCGGCGGAGGCGGCGGCGGUGGCGGUGGAGGAGGCGGAGGUGCCGGAAGUGGGGCGGGCGGUGCUAACUCGGCGGCUGGAUCGGGCGCGGCCGGUAAUAAUAACAACAACAGCAGCAGUAACGCUAACAGUAACGCCAAUAAUAGUGGCGCCGGAAGUCCAAACGGUGCCGGUACUGCCGGUGCGAAUGCGGCAGCAGUGGCCGCGGUAGCGGAUGCAGCCGCCGUUGGUUUGGCGGGCCUGGCCGGGCUGGGUCUGAACCGGAUGGGCGGUAUGGUGGUGGGUAAUGCGGCGGCAGCUGCGGCGGCGGUCGGCCUGGAACAUCCGUACUGGCCGAAGGUGAGUCCGGAUUCGGCUGCCAGCUUAGCGGAAGCGAUGCAGCAACAGCAGCAGCAGCAGCAGCAACAACAGCAGCAGUACGAUUUCAGCAGUAGUGGCGGCGCGAACAGUGGUGGUAACACCGGGGGCGGUGCGGGCAGUGCGGGCGGCAAUGGCGGCGGGAAUAAUGGGGCAGCGAACGAUCCGCAGCAUCAUCGUAACUUGAACGGGAGCAGCAGUUCCGCCAACUCGGCGGACGACGUCGGCGAGGACCUGGUAGUCAUCCGGCACAACUCCCAGCAGCAGCAGGUGCAACAGCAGCAGCAGCACGUUAACAACCAAUCGAACUCCUCAUCCGCCUCGAACACGUCCGCCUUCACACCGAUCAAUGUGAUGCCGCCGCAUCUGAACAGUCUGGCGGCGGCCCACCAGCAUCACCAGCAGCAGCUGGUCGCUGCCCAGCAGCGGGCACCACCGUACCUGUACGAUGCGAUCAACUUCCAGAAUCAGAAAGCGAUCAAUCAGAAUGCGGCAGCGGUGGCGGCGGCCGCAGCGAACGGUUUCCCGAACCAGCUGAUCUCCCUGCAUCAGAUCCGGAACUACGCGCACCAACCGGGUGGUGGUGGAGGCGGUGGAGGUCUGCUGUCCGGUGAACAUCUGCUGAUGGGUGGUGGCGUUGGUAAGGUGGAAAAAUAGUUCCACGACGGUACAACGGGAACACGGUUGUUGGUGCGCGGACUAUUGUUGCUGUACUGAGGAUCAUGCUUAAACCGGGUGUGGGUGUGUGUGUGUUCGUGUGAGCUAAGAAAAGUUGUAAUUAUAGAGCGAAGGGAGGAACUUCACGUAUGCAGAGACACACACACGCGCGCGCACGCACUUGUCUGCGAUCGAUCAGGAGUUUGACAGUUGUGGGCGUUCUGUUUCAAUUAACUUCUAUUUAUCCCUCCUCGGUGUGCAAAAGUCCUUUGAUCCUUUGAAGCAAAAGGACCUAAAAAGAAGAGAGAUAGAGAAGGUAGAAUUGUAAAAGAUGAUAGUAUCGUAGCGUAUCGUAGGUUGCUUUUUGCCUUAGACUUGUUUAAGUUCUAUCGUAUCGUCAAAACCUUCUAUCACUCUUUCUCUCUCUCUCCCAUUCUCUCUGUAUCUAUCGGGCGUGCCACAGCAACAGCACCAACAACAAAACCCUGUUAGUUAAGGAUUUUCUUUAUAAGUUAUAUAAGCUCGCCGUAGAUAAGCUAUCAGCAGCAAUCGCGUUGAUAGAGCCGGGCAAUUGUGGAACGGUUUGAAACCGUUCCCGGCGGUCUCCACAGAAACCAGGUGGGGUGUGCACGUACUCACUCGCACUCAUACGUACGUCCCGCACUCAAUGCCCGAUGUAUGCGAGGUUCCUUGGCGGUACUUUUCUGGCCUCCGUUUUGUUUUAAAUCCUUGCUUAGAUUUGCGCCUAGUUAAAGGAUCUCGGUGAUUUUAGACGAUUAAGUUUACUGUGGCAGGGGGCGGAGGGUUUUUCUUUUUUUUUUUAUUAUUAUUGAUUAACACACUCUACGAAGCGGCACCGUACGUGUGAGUGUACGUGUGCGUAUGUGUGUAGGAACAGGGUGCAGCUAGGAGGGGGGGAAGGUGAAAUAGAAAACACAUUUUACAUUUAAAAAGCACACCCACCCGUACACGAUAAACACACAGACAAAAAUGAAACAGAAUCGGAUAUUUCAACUAUUCGUAGGAGAAGCGAUAAAUGUAAAUAGAGAAGCAAAUCAGGAGUAGCUAUAAAUAUAAAUACAACAUAUACAUCUCUAUAAAUGUAAUAUCACUUGAAGUGUGUGCUCUCGUGUAUCCUGUUACGUACUUGUACAAAACAAAACAAACAAACAAACAAAAACAGAAUCCACAUCUCCGCCUUGGGAUUGUCCUGUGGAAGGUUUAGCGGUCACGGGUUUCGUGCCCCCAAUCGUCACCCCCCAUUUAGAAGUUACGAUGCAUUUAAAACCAGAAACAAAACAAACAAAACGGCGGGGGGAACGAACGAUCGCGAGAGUUGAUCGUUGGUUGACCGAAACGAACAACUUGCAACCAUCCAAGACACCUAGAAUUCUUCGGCGGCUGUGGACGACAGUUUCCUUUUUCUUACGGUUUAGUUGCCUUAUUUCUUAUUUGUAACUACGAGCAAGCUUAUCAUUACAAAAGUGUGUUUGUGUGCUUGAUCGAUCGGUGUUUGCAUAUGACGGUGAACAGUGAUCGUUCCGUUUGGAGCAGGUUUUUUGUAUGUGGAGAACAGGAUCUCUUUCGCUUUCUGCAUUAACCUUCCAGUUUCCACUUUCUCGAAGAAAGAGCAAAGCGGAACGAUCCGUCAUGAAGCCACCAUCGUCCGUCGCACAACUGCUCAAUGAUAAAUUUGCUCUUUACGUACUAGAAUUGUAAGGGCAAUAGGGGAGGGAGCAGCAUGUAGUGCGAGAGACCGAUUUACUUAAGCAAACAAAACACGCUACAACAAAACCCAAAUCACGUGCAAAAAUGGAACAUUUCUAGCAAAUGAACUAUGGCAUCUCUUAUCGAAAACAAUAGAACAAAAAAAACCCAAACACCCAUGUAAACACGCUGGGAUAACAGUAACAAAGAUCGAAAAGAAAUUAAACAAAAAAAACAGAUCGAUCGCAAAAAGGAGGAACGCCACAAGCGGGGAAAAAAUGUAUGUGUAGGCAGGGAAUGCACGAAAAAGCGUAAAUUAAAGGUUAGAGGAUGUGAUGUGUGCGAUUAGUAGUUGCAGCAUUAGUAAUUAGUAGUAGAAGUAGUAGUAACGAAUGUUAGUGUCGUGAGGAAUGGAAAAGCGUAAAACAGCGAAAAUUAUGUAAAUGAAAAAAAACAACAAACAAACAAACAAAACUACAACAGAAAUUACACGACGACGAAUGAUGAUGAAAACAAAGCAGCAAACUGAUGCAAAACAAAUCUUUUAUGAUUAAAUAAAACAGAGUAAAAAAAAACAUAAUUUAAAAUAACGUAA
Molecule: messenger RNA, 5994 nt
Organism: Anopheles funestus (African malaria mosquito)
Lineage: Eukaryota; Metazoa; Arthropoda; Insecta; Diptera; Culicidae
Product: zinc finger protein squeeze
Exons: 5
Coding region: 1602-3692 (696 amino acids)
Biological process (GO): regulation of transcription by RNA polymerase II
Molecular function (GO): RNA polymerase II cis-regulatory region sequence-specific DNA binding; DNA-binding transcription factor activity
Source: RefSeq, a predicted model, not a curated record